UGGAAGGCUGGAGUUUGAAAACAUGGACUAUAUAAUUUCAGCCAAUUUUGGCCAGGCCUUUAAGUGAAGUUCCCAAAACUAGUUCAUUAUUGAAGUUGUUGAUGUAUUUCUUUAUUUUUGCUUUAAAGUGAAUGCUUUUUACAACGAUAUUUCAUAGUCCCAUAACAAACCUACAGUAUUUCAUAAUAAUGUAAUUUAUUGCUGAAUUCACUAUCUAGGCUGCAGUACCUACGUCACACUGAUUAACGAAGAAAACUCCAGUACCCACAAGCCCCUUCUUCCGCUGCCGUAGCGCGCACCCCUGCCGAGUUUGCUUACGUCAUGGCUGGAACUGCCCUGUCACGCGCUGUUAGUAAAAGUUGGGAUAGCAGCUCGAGUCAAAGAGAGAGCGCGAGGCGAGUUCGCGGACAGCCCCUCCACGAGCGUGUUGACAAACAGCGGCGAGUUUCCUCCGCGCGCGCCACCGCGUCCGGGCUAUUGCAAAGUUUGUCGGAUCUGCGCGCACCGAGGCUCUCUACACGCUCGCGAGUCCGGACCGUCAUCCGGAGAGCGUCGGGAAAGCUCGCGCUCCGCCAGCCGCGCGGAUCCUCUCCGGCGUCGCGCCGAAGUUUGGGCUUCCUAGCCGGUAAAUGUGGUGACGCUGUCGCGUGCUCGGCGACAGUCGGCGCGGAGAGACGGGAGCGCUCGAGCCGCCAGACCCGAUGACAACUGCCAACUGCAGCGGGAAUGAGGAGCUGGACUUCAGGCUGAUGUUUGACGAGGACGGACAGCACGCGCCGCUAGGCCCCGCAGAUCUGGAGUCGGAUGACAACACGUCUUUCUACAUCCUGAACGUGGGUCAGCCUCCGUCGGUGGUGAGUCAGUCACUGGGAGUCCACAGGCAUGGAGUCCAGCCGCACGCCCAGCUCCGCUGCCCUUCUCUGCUACAGCCUGUUCACAAGCCCUAUGAGCUCAGCUACCAGCCCCAGGACUCCAAAUACCCCCCUAUGGGAGGCGAAGGGGCAUGUAGGGGUGGAGGGGGACCGCCAAAAGCCUUCGAAUGCCCCAGCAUCCAGAUCACCUCCAUCUCGCCGAGCUGCCAGCAAGAGAUGGAUGUGAGCGGGGACGAAAUGAGGGCCAAGGGCGCGGACGGAGACUUCCGGGAGAGACCCUUGUCUCGAGACCACCUGUACCUCCCGCUGGAUCACUCGUACCGGGACUCGUCGCUGAGCCCGAGUCCCUGCAGCAGUUUGUCCUCACGCAGCUGGUUCUCGGACGCCUCGUCCUGCGAGUCCGUCUCGCACGUGUACGACGACGUGGACUCGGAGCUGAACGAGGCAGCGGCGCGGUUCACGCUAGGCUCGCCCCUCGCCUCGCCCGGCUGUUCGCCCCAGGGCGGCCCGCUGGAGGAGCGGUGGCAGCAACAACAACAACAACAACAACAACAGCAGCAGCAGCUCCACCACCACCACCCGGCCUUUGCCCACGCGAUCUCCCACCCUCCCAGCCACUCCCUGUCACCUUGCCACUCACCUCGCAACAGCGUCACCGACGAGAACUGGCUCAGCCCCCGGCCGCCGUCACGGCCGUCCUCUCGCCCCACCUCACCCUGCGGCAAGAGACGGCACUCCAGCGCAGACAUCUGCUACUCGGGGUCGCCACACCACUCCCCGACCCCCACGCCUGGCCCCUCACCCAGGGGCAGCAUCACUGAGGACACCUGGAUCGGGAGCCCCUCGGUGGGAAUGCCUCCUUUCCAGUGCUGCUCCUCGGAUGCUGACAUCCCUUCCAAGACCAGGAAGACCUCCCAGGACCGCUCGGCCGGGACGCAGCCCGGGAAGGGUGAGCUUACCCUGGAUGACUCGGGGAGCGUGUCCCCGCUCCUGGACUCCCCAGCGGAGGAGGUCAUACCUGGCCUGAAGAAAGAUGGUCCAGGAGAGCAGUUCCUGUCUGUCCCCUCUCACUUCACCUGGAACAAGCCCAAACCAGGACACACACCCAUAUUCAGGACGUCAUCCCUGCCUCCCCUGGACUGGCCUUUACCCAGUCAGUACGGUCAGUUUGACCUGAAGAUUGAGGUGCACCCCAAAGCACACCACAGGGCGCACUACGAGACCGAAGGGAGCAGGGGAGCUGUCAAGGCAGCCUCCGGCGGACACCCCGUUGUCAAGCUCAUCGGCUACAGCGAGAAGCCCGUGAACCUGCAGAUGUUCAUUGGCACGGCGGACGACCGCUACCUGAGGCCGCACGCCUUCUACCAGGUGCACCGCAUCACGGGCAAGACGGUGGCUACAGCCAGUCAGGAGGUCAUGAUCGCCAGCACCAAGGUGCUGGAGAUUCCUCUCCUUCCCGAGAACAACAUGUCUGCCAGUAUUGACUGUGCUGGGAUUCUGAAGUUGAGGAACUCUGACAUUGAGCUGAGAAAAGGAGAGACUGACAUUGGGCGUAAAAAUACGCGCGUGCGUGUGGUGUUCCGAGUGCACAUCCCACAGCCCAAUGGAAAAGUGAUCUCUUUACAAGCUGCCUCUAUCCCUGUAGAAUGCUCCCAGCGUUCAGCACAGGAGUUACCUCAGGUCGAGAAGGUUGGUUUAACCAGUUGCCCUGUGAGCGGAGGAGAGGAAAUGGUCAUCACAGGUUCCAAUUUCUUCACAGAGUCAAAGGUCAUCUUCCUGGAGAAGGGCCCUGACGGACGGCCACAGUGGGAGGUAGAGGCGAAGAUUCUUCGUGAGAAGACUCAAGGAUCGAGCCUGGUUUUGGAGGUGCCUCCGUACCAUAACAAGAACAUAACCAGCGCCGUCCAGGUCCAGUUCUACGUAUGCAACGGGAAGCGGAAAAGGAGCCAAUCGCAACGAUUCACCUACCUGUCAGUUCUGGUUAAGCAGGAGCACAGAGAUGACUUAGACCCCCCUGCCGUGACGCCAAUGCCCAUGCCCCCUGGCACAUGCUGCCAGCCUAGUCCGUUCUCAGCCUCUACCUUCCCGGAGCACUCCCACCCACAGGACGGCCUUCUGUCCAGCUCCCCGCACACCCCGGCCCGCCUGCACUCACUCCAGGGCCCCUGCGGUCCCGUCGGGGCCCCCACCUUUUCCCACCUGACUCACCUGCAGGCUCAAGGACUCCACCCACCUCCAGAAUGCCAGAUGCCCUUCCACCCAGGUCCCACACCCACCUCCCUCCCAUCCUAUCCCCCUCUCCAGCAUAGCCUGCCCUUCAACGGUCAGCCGAGCCUCCCCAUGCCCACCGGCCCUCCGCAGCCCUACGACCGUGCAUCCUACCAAUCCGACCCGGCCGGGUGUCACUCCCUGGGGAUGAGCAUGGUGUACGGUGCCCCUGUAUCGGCGCCCGCCUCCGGAGCACCCGUUACGGCGCCUGCCUCAAACAGCGGCCAGCUGGUGGCUCGCUCCUCCCUGCACCUCCACUCCCUGGGCUACCCCUGCCCUGCCCCGGGUCUCGUCCCCUCACCUGCCCACGCCCUGGGGCAACCGGGGACACAGCUCCAGCGCUCACUGGGCUACCACCCGGUCGGGCAGCGCUCUGCCUCCUGCCCGGCACCGUCCAGUGGCCCAGCCCGCGUGGUGGCUUCGCCCCACUCGGGACCGUCCUCGCCGCAGCUCCACUCGCUGCCCUACCGCUCUCCCACAUCACCGUCUCCCACCAGCAGCCCUCUGGGACCUCUGUCCCAUUCGGGCCAGCCUUCGCCCCAGGCUAGCAGCCCUGUUCUGGCCGUGCCUGUGGCAGCGCCCCUGGUGCUCCCUCUGGCCCAGCCAGCUCCUUUCCCUGCCGAGGGGGAGAGCCUGAACAUUAAACAGGAGCCAGAGGACCGAGAGCUCACCUUCCGGUCCAUUGGCCUGCAGGACAUUACAUUAGAUGAUGUGAAUGAGAUCAUCGGCAGAGAUAUGUCACAGGCCCCGGGGGCUCGUGGGCCUUCAAGCGCACAUGGUCAGUCCUAGUCCGACGUCUGCUGCUUCUCAUACAGGCAGUGGAGCACUGCUGGAGACCUGGGGAGCUUCCAUCCGCACGUCCUGCCAGACCGGACCGGACCGUAGGCCUGCAGACAUCCAGCCAAGCCCCCACUCCACACCAGGACCCAGAAGGCAUCACGCAGAAAACGGUCAGCCACUUGUGACGGGGUUGGAAGAAGACUUUGAGGAAGAGAGACAGAGAGAAAGAGAGAGAGAAAAGAGAUUUCACACGACUACAAACAAAGCCACAGGAUAAUAUCGCUUUGUGGGUGUUAUUGUACUGCUCCGAUUUGCGUACAUUGAAUAAGUAAAAGAUUCUUGCUCUCUCGACUUGCUGUUCUAGGAGUUGUUCUCAGGCUGUUUUCUUCAAAUGGUGAAGAUGUUUUGGAUCUCAGCCAUCUUAGGGCAAGACCAAGCAGUGCAGUGCUUGAACCUUGAGUAAGUGUGUGCGAUACAGACCCUCAGCUGGACAGGUCAGAGUGGCAGACGCGUGUGGGCACUGUUCUGGGGUCGAGCCAAACAAAACGAAAUGGGAUUCGAGAGCAAGUGAUGCACCAGCCUAGACGCUUCUUUAAAUAAGAGUGGUUUCAGUGGCGCCCUCUGGAGGAGAAGCGGGAGUGCUGCUGAUGUGUUAAUAAUAUGCAACAUUCCACACACUUCGUGUCCUUUUUGAGUUGUAGAUAAACUGUUGAAUGAUCACCCUUUCUCCUCUUCAGGUUGAACAAAUGCCUUAUAAACCUAGCAGCUUGGAUUGACUGAAAAAUGCUUUUAGCACAGAUAUUAUUUUGGUGUGAAGUUGAAUUUUGUGCCGAGGACACAACGUCUGAAUCAAAUCUGUGUGUUUUACAUGUAGAGUUAGCCGUUCUAGAUAUUCUGUAAGCGAUAUGGUGUGUCAGCGCAAGGUGUACAAACCAAGUCAAAUGCUUUCCGAAGAGUUGGUGUGUACUUCUGAAGAGAUGCACAUAGAUGAUGGACUAGGAACAUGAACGUAUGCUCAAGUCACCGCUAGAGUCCACGUCCCUACUAAGAACUCCAGUUAGAUCCAGUUAACCUUCUCUGAUUAACGCCCACCCACCCCCACCCCCAUGUGCCUUUCAGAUGAAGUCGUGCGCCGAGCCAGGACAGGAACGCGUAGACUUUUUUUAUGUGCAGUUUUACAAGGUGGCCAAAGCGACACGAUUGGAAAGCUCUUUCUCGGCGUCCAGAAAAAGGCGGCAUUUUGACAAUCAAAAGCUAAACCUCCAGCGCACUUUCCUAAAAACCAGGGAGUUUAAGGUUUCCCUUCUCAUCCCAAAUGGACAUUCAAAUGCAUGAAAUGAAAACAAAUUUUUAGAUCCACAAAAAUCUUUGUAAAUCUUUAGUUGAACACUCCUGAAAAUAUAAUUACACUUUGAAAGUUGCAGAAAAUAAAGAAGGUCUCUCUUUGGUUGUAAAUCCACGUACAGUCGUUGUUUAAGGUUAAAUAUGAACAUAUGCCAAGUACACCCCUACCUAAGGGAAGCUUCAGAGGGCAAAGAUUUGUGGAGCACAUUUGCAUGGGGUCUGGUGUCGAUGAAAUGAUCAGUAAUACACAUUAGGUGCUAUCUUUCGGUUAGAAACGUAGUUAUAACUAUGUACCUGGGGUUUGACAGAAACAAAUCUAUGAAGAAUUGUAUAGGAUUCUUGCCUUAAAACUUGCUUUGAUUUGAAAGUAAUAACUAUUUGUGUAUAUUUUUCUAUUUUAAGGAAACUGGUACAGCCACUUUGUUUUUGCUUCUUCUUUUUGGGUCUUUGAGCCUUUAGUGGUUUUAAUGAUGAUUUGGUUGUUUUAAGUUGACAAAUUAAAUGAAAAAAGGAAAAAAAAAAGGUCUGCUAUGCACUAAAAACCUGCCUGUUGCCUUUGAAAAUAAUUAAAUAAAAAAAAGAAAACCUUGAUGCCUCUAGACAUAGAUGCUAUAGAGAAGCUAACUGUAGAAUAGCUUGUCAGACAUCCUGCAUUGGUGUGUGUUUGUGUGUGUACGUGCUUUUGUGUAUACCUACCUUUUAAAGGACUAGAGCAAGCAACCGUCUUAAGUGUGUGUGUGUGUGUCUGAGAGAGAGUGAGUGUGUGUGUGUGUGUGUGUAAGCACAAUUAAUGGUGAGUAUCCAAUAAGCUGUAUAUAACAUUUAACAAAAAUCAUGGUUUUUUUUUUGUUUGGUUGGUUUUUUUUGUGGCGAGAGGGUUGCUCAGAGACGUUUAGGUUAUGCAAGGACAGGAAUAUAGUAGCGCAAUAUUUGGCAUCAAAAUAACAGAUUUCUUUGUUAUUCAGCUCUUGCUAAAAUAAACUAUAAAUAUAUAUGUGCAUUGUUUUGUGGUCUAUGUAAACACUUAUAGUGACAGUUGAUUUCCAAGCCACUUUUCACUAUUUAAUUUCAACUAUACAGUAGGAAAAAGCCUUACCUUGUGUUUGACAUGCAGAUGUGUUGAUGUUGAAAUGUUUGAAUUUGAUUUAAGAGUAGCUUUUUAAAUUCAACUGCAAUAAGAGGGCAGAAUGCUGUACUGGGAUUUAGAACCAGUGCCCUAACGAACACCUGCUCAUGGUCCUGACCUUCACACCAAAGACCCAACAAUGUUUUCCCAUUUUACAUACAGAUGACAACACAAACUCGACAACUAUUUUAAGUAUAUUUUUGAUACUUUGAAAUGAAAUGAUGGAUGUCAUUCCUAAAGUUUGUGUGUGUGUGUGUGUGUGUAAUACAGGUUUCGCUGCUGUUUACAGAGCCUUGUAUUGUCAUUUCUUGUACAUUUUGUAUUUUAAAUCUUUUGUAAUUUUUAAGACUGCAGUGCGUUUUGAAAUUAUGCAAAGGGAGUUCCUUGUAUUGCAGGCUCUUCUGCAUCAAUAAAAACCAAACC
Messenger RNA from Electrophorus electricus (electric eel), 6813 nucleotides. It is a transcript of the gene nfatc3a, whose product is annotated as nuclear factor of activated T cells 3a. Gene Ontology annotation, biological process: regulation of transcription by RNA polymerase II; calcineurin-NFAT signaling cascade; cytokine production. Gene Ontology annotation, cellular component: transcription regulator complex. Lineage: Eukaryota; Metazoa; Chordata; Actinopteri; Gymnotiformes; Gymnotidae. Gene Ontology annotation, molecular function: DNA-binding transcription factor activity, RNA polymerase II-specific; transcription factor binding; RNA polymerase II cis-regulatory region sequence-specific DNA binding. The record is from RefSeq and is a predicted model, not a curated record.